Molecule: messenger RNA, 1671 nt
Organism: Varanus komodoensis (Komodo dragon)
Lineage: Eukaryota; Metazoa; Chordata; Lepidosauria; Squamata; Varanidae
Gene: VTN
Product: vitronectin
Exons: 8
Coding region: 62-1462 (466 amino acids)
Biological process (GO): cell adhesion mediated by integrin; cell-matrix adhesion; immune response
Molecular function (GO): scavenger receptor activity; polysaccharide binding; extracellular matrix binding
Source: RefSeq, a predicted model, not a curated record
CGCUCCCGCUGAGGCUGCGCCGCUGCGGGUCCAGUCCGGGGAGGACGCGCCGCCGCUCGCCAUGAUCGCCGUGCGCCUGGCGCUGCUCCUGGGCGCCCUGUGCGCCGCCCGCGCCGCCGAGGAGUCCUGUGAGGGGCGCUGUGACCAGGGCUUCAACAUCCAGAGGAAAUGCCAGUGCGACGACCUCUGUUCCUACUACCAGAGCUGCUGCAGCGACUAUACCAUCGCGUGCCGAGCCAAAGUGGCCCGCGGCGAUGCCUUCGUCAUGCCGGAUGAUGACUACAUGGACUACAACUACAGUGAGCCCAGCGCCGCAACGCCAGAGCCAGUGACCGACACCGUGGAGCCAGGGACGGACUAUCUGUACCCCUGGAUGGAGACCACGGAGGCUGCGGAGACCACGGAAGCUGCGGAGACCACGGAGGCUGCGGAGACCACGGAAGCUGCGGAGACCACGGCGGCCGCAGACACCAAGGGGACCGCAGAGGAGCCCCUCCUCCCCGAGUCCCAGGACCCGGGAGAAGGAGAGGAGGCCCUGUGCAGCGGGAAGCCCUUUGACGCAUUCACCAGCGCCAAGAACGGCUCCAUCUACGCGUUCCGGGGGAAGUAUUUCUACGAGCUUGACGAGAAAAGCGUGAGGCCGGGGUACCCCAAACUCAUCCGGGACGUGUGGGGCAUCGAGGGGCCCGUUGACGCCGCCUUCACCCGCGUCAACUGUGAGGGAAAGACGUACCUCUUCCAGGGGAGCCUCUACUGGCGCUUUGACGACGGAGUCAUGGAACCCGACUCCCCCCGCAACAUCUCGGACGGCUUCCGGGGGAUCCCCGACGACCUCGACGCCGCCUUCGCGGUGCCCGCCCAGAACUACUUCUCGAACGAGCGGGUCUACUUCUUCAAAGGGAAGAAGUACUGGUCCUACGACUUCACGAAGCAGCCGAGCCGCGAGGACUGCGAGAUCACGUCCCCGUCCGUGGUCUUUGACCACUACAUGCUGCUCCAUGACGAGGAGUUCGGCGAGUUUUUCCAGCUGCUCUUCGGGAGCACACGGCGGAGUGGGGCCAGCCCCCCGCGCUACAUCAGCCGAGACUGGCGCGGCGUGCCAGCCAACCUGGACGCAGCCAUGCUGGGCCGGCUGUACGUGGCGCCGAACAAGCCCAAGACGCGGGCCGGGCGGAGGAUGUCGCGCCGGCGCCGCAGGAAGUACCGCCGCCACCAGCGCUGGGGCCGCUGGAACCCGCUGUGGGCCUGGGACGGAGAGAACAGCUCCGAGUCCUCCGACCUGGACUGGCUGCCCCACGGAGGCAGCCCCUGCCAGCCCUUCCAGAGCGUCUACUUCUUCGUGCAAGACAAGUACUACCGGCUCAACCUGCAAACGCAGCGUGUGGACUGGGUGUACCCCCGCUACCCGCGGCCCAUCGCCAAGUACUGGCUGGGCUGCCCCUCUCAGGAGGACCAGGCCUGAGCUCCGCCGCGGGCCGGCACCGUGGCGGCGGCCGAGGGGAAGUCUCGCCGCCAGAGCCGCGGCCGGCCACGGCCCUGUUCGAUUCGCCCUGAAAUUGCUUCUGCGGCUCCCGGCUGCAGAGGGCACCCGGCCAGGGGGCAGGCGGGAUCGACAUGCGAGAUGCAGCGCGAUGUUGAGAAUCAACGGAAAUAAAGGCAGAAACAGAAAAG